Molecule: messenger RNA, 2619 nt
Organism: Rotaria sp. Silwood2
Lineage: Eukaryota; Metazoa; Rotifera; Eurotatoria; Philodinida; Philodinidae
Source: the annotation of a GenBank genome assembly
AUGUCAGAUGAUAGCUCUGGUGAUGAAGAUGUUAAAUUUAUACCACAUCCAGUUGUAAAAGAAUCACCAAAGACUAAUAAAUCAAAAAAACUUCUAUCAAUGGAACCUGUUAUUCUAAAUACAAUUAUUUUAAAUGUUAAUAUUAAAUAUGAUAAAGAUAACCAUGUUGAAGCAUUAGUCAAAGAAUUAAUGAUGCCAAAUGAACAUCUUUCAAAAGGUCAAAAUGGACAACAUUUUUCAACACUUCAUCAAUAUGUACUUGAAUCAACACGUGAAUCAGUCGAUAUGAGUAAUCAAAAAGAACGUUUUAGUUAUCAACCAAAUUUAUUUACACGGAAAAAUGAUGCAUUUGGACCUUGGAAUUUCAAUUAUCUGCUGACACUUCUCUCACUCGAAUAUCAAUGUGGAGAAUCCGAUCGAAAACAAUUUCCUCCUGUAUGGAAAACUUGUCCGACAACAAUAGUUCAAGUGAACAUUAUCAAAGAAUAUCAAAACAAUGCGACCAAUGCAACGGCAAUUCAAAUUCCAACAGAAUUAUUCGGCAAAAAAGACGAUGUUACUCUUAAAGGUCUUUUUAAAAUUAUUUGUCGACAAAAUCAACGUAGUGAAGAUUGUAUUCCAGGUUGGAUAGAAGCUUUUCAAGCGGAAAGUAUUGCUACUGUUGAUCAUCUUCGAAAUGCAGUGGCUAAUGAAAGAAUCUGGGAUAAUAUUCAAUCGGUCAAACAUAUAGUUAAACAAAUGAUAAAAGAUUAUGUUCAAUUAAAUGAUCCUGCAACAGCAUUGAAUCUAUCAAAUAAUAUUUACAAAGAUUCUGAUGCAACUUUAUAUGGUGAUAUUCAUCGAAUUCGACGUUAUUUUCAUUAUGUUACAAAAACAGUUCAACAUAUUAGUUAUCUUGAUCGUCGUGCUGUUGAUUUAGCUAUUGUUGAAAUACGACGAAUUUAUGAUGAUGAUGGAAAUGUUUUAAAAAAUAUUCAUGCAUAUUUAAGAACAUUUUGUUUAAAAGAUAGAUCAGUCGAUAUGGAUGCACAUGAAAUACAAAAAACAGGAUGGAAUAGUGAAAAAGAUAGAUUAACAACAGAAAGUGAAAGACUUCGAAAUGAAAUUGCAGUUCUUGAACAAGAAUCUCGAGGAGCAAGAGCAAAUGUUGAAAUGUGUAUUGCACGAUUGACAACUGUUGAAAAAGAAAAACAAAUUGCUAUGACUGCAGCAGAAAAAUUAAAUACAACAGCAGCUACUUUGGAUCGACGUACAUCAUCGGCAGCUUGGAGUAGACAACGAGAACAGGCUAGAUUACAAGUAUCCAAAGCGACUGAAAAAGUUGAAACUGUAAAGAAUCAACUUGAACGAGCACAAGCUGCACUUGCAUUACAUACUGAACCAAUGCGACAAAAGAAAAAUAAAAUUGCUGAAAAUGAAGCAAAACUUCAAAAUCUCGAAAUUUUUCUUCGAAUUAAUCCAAAAGAAGCACAAAAAAAAUUAUAUGUCAAAUAUGGAAGAGGAUUAUUACUCUAUGGACCACCAGGAACAGGUAAAUCUGAACUAUUAAAACGAGCUGCACUAUUUGCUGGUAUAACAAUGACAACAACAGCUCUUGCUGCUGGAGAAUUAAAUCGUCCAUAUGUUGGUGAAACAGAACGUUUACUUGUUGAUAUAAUGUAUCGAUCAAAUGCAAUACCAUAUUUAAUUUGUGCAAUGACAAUUGAUGAAAUAGAUGGUCUUGUACCAAAACGAACAAAUAAUGCUCAACAAUCAAAAGUCGAUGGUAUUAGUGUUUUGCUAUCUCAUAUUGAAGGUGUUAAAAAUAUUCCUAAUUUAAUUGUACUUGGAGCAACUAAUCGACGAAAUAUGAUGGAUGAAGCAUUUUUACGUCGUAUGCAAGCAAAAUGUUUUGUUGGACGACCAUCACCACAAAUUCGAAAAAAAAUGCUUGAACCAUUAAUAUGUAUGGAUGCAAAUAUUUUUACAAGUCAAUGUAUGGAUUUUCUUGUUAAAAUUACAACAAAUUUUAGUGGUGCUGCUGUUGGAGCACUUAAAUCAAGUAUUAUUGUUGCAAUGGAUACAUAUCAAGAAACAGGUUUAAAUGAAAACAUAUUUCUUGAUUUAGCUGAUAAUGCAGCUAGAGAAUUUAGUUGUUGGUUUGGUAUUGGAACAUUACCUGAAAUUUGUCGUCUUUAUCCAAAUAUAUUUUCAUCAACUGAUCAACAAGAAAAAUAUUCACUUAAAUUAUUAAAUAGUCAACCAACUGGUCGAAUACUUGUUGAUUUACUUGAUCGAAAAUGUUUAAUUGAAUUAAAAACAGAAGCAACACUUGACGAUGAUUUAGAUAAUGAAGAAACAUCAACAAUAACUUUAAUUGCAAGAUUUAUUAAUGGUUGUCAAAGUCGAAAUAUUGAUACAAUUCAAAUUAUUGAUUUAAAUUUUUUAAUUAAAAAUAAUGCAUUUGAAGAAAAUCAAAUAUUUGAACUUUUAACAACAACAUUCGAAGGUAAUUCAAAUUAUUUACGCGAUUAUUUUAUAUCAGAGAACGUCGUAGAAUUUCCAGUAUCUGUCCUACAUUUUGGCUUUUUUUCCUGUAUUAAUCCAGCAUAUGUAGGAGCAGAACAAACUUUUAUUUAG